AUGACCACGGAAAGCCCUGUACGAGUCCUUUGCCUAGAUGGGGGAGGCAUACGAGGAAUAUCAGCCCUCUAUGUCCUCGACCAAAUAAUGGCCCAGGUCAAUCGUCAGCGGAGGAACAGCACUCCAUCGGCCGAUCUCCUGCGGCCAUGUGACGUCUUUGACCUGAUUUGUGGUACAAGCACAGGUGGUCUAAUCGCACUAAUGCUAGGCAGACUUGAAAUGGAUGUUGAGCAAGCAAUUAAAUGCUACAAGAAGCUUUCCCGGUCUAUCUUUACGUCAUUUUCAAAGAGGAAUGGAGAGAAGUUCGACCAUAUCGUGCUGGAGAACAAGAUUAAGGAUAUCAUUUCAUCGGGACCUCUGGGAUUGGACCCUGAAGCUCUUGCCGCCAACCCCAAUCCAACCUCUUGUAAGACAUUCACCGUUGCUAUUCGCACACGCGGGGCAGCGCACGUGCCAGCUGUCAUGCGCACUUAUGGCUCUCCUGUUUUCAGUCCAUUCAGGGGGAAAAUUUGGGAAAUGGCACGGGCAACUUCGGCUGCACCUACCUUUUUCCUCCCCAUCACUAUCGACGACAUUACCUAUGGAGACGGAGGCGCAGGAGGAUACAACAAUCCUGCCGAGCUUGCAAUUGAUGAGGUUGAAUAUAUUUGGCAAGGGAAGCGUAGGAUUUCUUGCCUUAUCAGCCUGGGAACGGGGUUGGAACCUGCGCUGCAACUACAAAAUCCGGAAACAUUGAAAUCAGAAAAUUGGCUGGAACGGACUUUUGGAAUUCUCGCGCCGAAUAAAGCAUUUGAGAUUGAAGUCGCCCGGUACCUUGUCAACUGUCUGACAAAUUGUGAGACUGUGCAUGACAGAAUCGACAAUCAGCAGACCCGGUACGGCGUGAAACACAGAUACUUUCGCCUUAAUAUGCUAUUGCCUCAUAUCGGACUGGAAGAAUGGGAAAAGAUAUCUGACAUAAUAUCACUUACUGAGGGGUUUACUGAGAACAGGAAGUUCUUCAAUUUGAAGAGGGACAUUGCGACUAUGCUCCUUGAUCGCGCGGUGGAAGUUCAACCUUCUGUGAUAGCAGUACAACCCAGAAGUGAUGAAAAUGGUCGGAACUUUCUCCAUAAAAAUGCGGUAUACAGCAAUGUUGGAAACUGCAAGGACGAUGGAAAUCGGAUUAAAAAACAAGACUGA
Messenger RNA from Penicillium cosmopolitanum, 1182 nucleotides. RefSeq lists its product as uncharacterized. NCBI's taxonomy places the organism in Eukaryota, Fungi, Ascomycota, Eurotiomycetes, Eurotiales, Aspergillaceae. Gene Ontology annotation, cellular component: membrane. Gene Ontology annotation, biological process: arachidonate metabolic process. The transcript has 2 exons. The record is from RefSeq and is a predicted model, not a curated record. The coding region runs from base 1 to 1182 and encodes 393 amino acids.